AUGCCCCAACGCCGCUCUCAAAUUUGGCUCACCUCUUCCAAGGACUAUGUCGUGUCGUACUACUGCGCCGAAGUUUGCAAUACAUUCACGAACCUUCUCUUCAUGUGGCUGGGCUUGAAGGGAAUCCACAACUGUAUAUCACAAGACCACCCACGCAUAUUUCUUAUAGCUUACAUGGGCUACAUCAUCGUUGGUCUUGGAUCAACUGCCUUCCACACCUCACUUAAGUAUCCCAUGCAGCUUAUCGACGAACUUUCCAUGAUUUACACCACGUGCCUCAUGGUUUUUGCUACCUUUUCGUAUUCAAGAUCAGGUCGAUUUUCCGCGUUCUUAGGCUGCGGUCUGACGCUUCUUGCCGGUUUUAUUACGGUAUACUAUCACGUCACAAAAGACCCUGUUUUCCACCAGAGCUGCUAUGCGGCGUUGACAGCUACGGUAGUAUUUCGGAGCUUCACCAAGGCCAGCAGUGUCCUCAAGACCAUGUGGAUCAUGGUCGCCACCGGGCUCGGCGUGUUUCUCAGUGGCUUUCUCAUCUGGAACCUAGACAAUUCUCUGUGCAGCCAUAUCAGGAGGUUACGGCGCCAGCUUGGGUUUCCUUGGGGUGCGUUGCUCGAGGGUCAUGCCUGGAGGUAUGCGCCGUUCACCCCGGCAUUUGAGGGCAGAACUUAUUACUACAUCACGUGGGGCAUAUGGCUACGAAGAUGCCUCGAAGGCCGAGAAGAUGAGUAUAGGCUGGUAUGGCCAAGGUCAAUAUCCUCAAUUCCUGUAGUGGUGAAGGCCAAAAAGGUCGAGUAA
Molecule: messenger RNA, 795 nt
Organism: Colletotrichum aenigma
Lineage: Eukaryota; Fungi; Ascomycota; Sordariomycetes; Glomerellales; Glomerellaceae
Gene: ACER3
Product: Alkaline ceramidase 3
Exons: 9
Coding region: 1-795 (264 amino acids)
Biological process (GO): ceramide biosynthetic process; ceramide catabolic process
Cellular component (GO): endoplasmic reticulum membrane
Source: RefSeq, a predicted model, not a curated record